This is a messenger RNA of Canis lupus familiaris (dog), 2805 nucleotides long. It is a transcript of the gene ZNF566, whose product is annotated as zinc finger protein 566. Gene Ontology annotation, biological process: regulation of transcription by RNA polymerase II. NCBI's taxonomy places the organism in Eukaryota, Metazoa, Chordata, Mammalia, Carnivora, Canidae. Bases 506 to 1765 code for a protein of 419 amino acids. Gene Ontology annotation, molecular function: RNA polymerase II cis-regulatory region sequence-specific DNA binding; DNA-binding transcription factor activity, RNA polymerase II-specific. The transcript is spliced from 5 exons. The record is from RefSeq and is a predicted model, not a curated record.
UCACGCCCCAACAAAGGACGAAGGGGCGACCCAAGAAGCCUGCGCACUCCUUGGGCUCAGUAACACUCCCAGCAGUCUCUGGGGGUAUAGCCACGCGCAAGCUGUUAAGAAUCAAGACGAAUUUCAAACGGUCCAUCCACCGCUUUCCCUGCUCCAAACUACAUUUCCCAGAAGGCUCAAUGGUGCGAGUUAUCUUACCUAGACCAAACUAGCCCUCCUCUUCCUGAACCCGAACAACUCCUGGGAUAGUAGGGUGGGUCCGAGAAGGAUCCCUAUUUCACACACGUCGGAGUGGUCUUCUUUGGAAACCAUUGCCUAAGACUGCGCCAGGCUCUGCAUGGCCUCCGGUGCCCGGCUCCAUGAAGGGGAGCAAUCCUUUAAGCCAGGCCGCAGCUAAACCCUGAGAGAAAUCCGGGCGAUCAGGAGCCAUCUUGCUCGCCGCAGCUUUGCCCUUUUCCAAGAGGAGCCCAGCAGAGGACUGGUCUUGGCUGCAAAUACCAAAACCAUGGCUCAGGAGUCAGUGAUGUUCAGUGAUGUGUCCAUAGACUUCUCUCAGGAGGAGUGGGAAUGCCUGAAUGAUGAUCAGAGAGAUUUAUACAGAGAUGUGAUGUUGGAGAAUUACAGCCACCUGGUUUCAAUGGCAGGACAUUCUGUUUCUAAACCAGAUGUGAUCUCCUUCUUGGAGCAGGGGAAGGAGCCCUGGUUGGUUGACAGAGAACUAACAAGAGACCAGUGGCCAGUCCUGGAAUCAAGAUGUGAGACCAAGAAAUUAUUUCUGAAGAAGGAAAUUUAUGAAAUAGAGUCAGCGCAGUGGGAGAUAAUGGAAAGACUUACAAGACAUGACCUUCAGUGCUCUAGUUUCAGAGAUGAUUGGGAAUGUAAUGGCCAGUUUGAGAAACAACAUGGCUCUCAGGAGGGACACUUCAGUCAACUGAUAUUCACCCAUGAAGGCAUGUCCACUUUCAGUCAGCAUCCAUCCUUUACUUUACAGCAAAUCAUUAAUAAUAAAGAGAAAUACUGUACAACUAAGGAAUAUAGGAAAACCUUUAGACAUGACUCACAAAUUAAUACACAUCAGAUAAUUCAUACCAUUGAGAAACCCUAUGAAUGUAAGGAAUGUGGAAAGGCCUUUAGACAUCCUUCAAGACUCAGUCAUCAUCAGAAAAUUCAUACUGGCAAGAAGCCCUUUGAAUGUAAGGAAUGUGGGAAAACUUUUAUUUGUGGUUCAGACCUUACUCGACAUCACAGAAUUCACACUGGUGAGAAACCCUAUGAAUGUAAGGAAUGUGGAAAGGCCUUUAGUAGUGGUUCAAACUUCACACGACAUCAGAGAAUUCACACUGGUGAAAAGCCCUAUGAAUGUAAAGAAUGUGGGAAGGCUUUUAGUAGUGGCUCAAACUUUACUCAACACCAGAGAAUUCAUACAGGGGAGAAACCCUAUGAAUGUAAGGAAUGUGGCAAUGCCUUUAGUCAGAGUUCACAACUUAUUAAACAUCAGAGAAUACAUACAGGUGAGAAACCCUAUGAAUGUAAGGAAUGUGAAAAGGCUUUUCGUUCUGGUUCAGACCUUACUCGACAUCAGAGAAUUCAUACUGGUGAGAAGCCCUAUGAAUGUAAGAUAUGUGGGAAAGCCUAUUCUCAGAGUUCACAACUUAUUAGUCAUCAUAGAAUUCAUACUGGUGAGAAACCCUAUGAAUACAGAGAAUGUGGAAAGACCUUUAAUUAUGGCUCACAACUUAUUCAACAUCAAAAUUUGUACUGGUGAUAAACCAUAGAAUAUAUGAGAUCUGGGGGAAGGCUUUUAAUUACAGCUCAAAACUAUUCAACAUAAAAAAAAAACUAUUCAACAUUAGGGAAUUUAUCUUGAUAAUAAUCCCUUUAAAUAGAAUAAUGUAGGAACAUCUUAUUUGUUGACUCCAGCUUAUUCAGCCUGGGAAAAAUCAUGUAGGAGAAACACCCUACAAGUAGAAUAUAUUUUAGAAGCCCAUUAAUAAAAACGUAUUUUUCUUUUGACAUCAGAUAAUACAAGCUAGCAAAUACUGAAAGUCACAGCACUUUUGACACCUUUUUAACCUUAUUUUAAACCUCAGGAUUCAUGCUGAAAUAACCUAAUUUUCAUUUCCCCUAAUUUGUAUAUAGUUGCUAUAUUUUUAAUGUUUUAACCCAUCUUAAGUUUAUGUGACUGUAAAGACCAUCUCUUUACAUCACGUUCUGUAAAACACUUUUAAUAUCUGAAAGAAGUGACUUCUUUAUUCAAAGAUGGCUUAUUUUUGUUAUUUACAAAACUUAGGCUUUCUUGUAAAAACAUUGAUAACAACGUUCCACACAGUAACUAGAGAUCCUUUCAUAGCUUCCUGGUAUUUCCUUAUGUUGCUGUGAUAUCAUUUUAUCAAAAUCUUAUUGAUAGACAUUGUAGUUUCCCAGAGUUUUUGCCAUUAUACACAGUGCCCUAAUGGAAAUUCUCCCUAAGCAUAUCUUUGUAUCAUGUAUUUUAAUUGCAGAAAUAAUGCAUGAACAUAUUUUCCUUUUAAAAGAUUUAAACAUUGCAAAAAAAGGCAAACAUACCCUUUGACUACCAUCCUUGUAUCCAUUUCCCUUUUUGAAGGAUAGUCAUUAUCUGUUUAGUAUUUAUCCUUCCUGAGCAUUUUUCUGUGUUUUUAUACAUAUUUGUCUCAGUAGAAAUUAUAAAAUGGGGAUAAUUAUAAUACCUACCUCAAAAUUUUGUGUGAGGAUCAAAUUAAGAUACAUAAAGUGCUUAGAAUUGUGCCUGUCAUAUAAUAAAUACUCAGUGAAUGUUGGUCCUUA